This is a messenger RNA of Dendronephthya gigantea, 539 nucleotides long. RefSeq lists its product as uncharacterized. Lineage: Eukaryota; Metazoa; Cnidaria; Anthozoa; Malacalcyonacea; Nephtheidae. The transcript has 2 exons. The record is from RefSeq and is a predicted model, not a curated record. The coding region runs from base 54 to 521 and encodes 155 amino acids.
AAUCCCGAAAGAAAUUGGCGCGCAAUCCCAUCACGCCAAGGAAAAAGAGAAGAAUGUGCAUGCGAAGCAGAAGGGAAAGGUUGUUGGAAAGGCGAUUAAAAGUUGUAACAGAUGAAGAACAGGAAGAAUUUGGCGCAAUUCUGAAAGUAGGGUACAUGUCAGAGGAUGAAGAUGACACUGAUGGGGAAGGUUGGCGCCACUUGGAAUUGCCUUGGAGAGCGAACAAUGUGACGCAGUUCCUUAGGACUUUGGACAGUCGAAUUAAGGAUACGAAGAAAGAAUUUAUGAAAGAACGGACAAAGAGAACCAGUUCUGGGUUAUCUUUUAAGAAAGCGCCUAAAGAUGCUCCUACAUGGGCUGUGAAGCAAUCUCUGCGGACAGAAUUUAAUAAGUCAGCCAGUGCAUCUCGUGGGGGAACUGCGUUACGGACGCGAGGAGGGAGGGGUGUAAGAACGCGCGGAGGUGUGCGACGAUCUAUUUCGUACUCUGCAAAAGACGUACUUAGCUCUUUUACUGAUUAAUCUGUAUAUCUGCAAAUU